Zootermopsis nevadensis is the source of this 1230-nucleotide messenger RNA. Its product is annotated as ankyrin repeat and SOCS box protein 1. Gene Ontology annotation, molecular function: protein binding. Lineage: Eukaryota; Metazoa; Arthropoda; Insecta; Blattodea; Termopsidae. The record is from RefSeq and is a predicted model, not a curated record. Gene Ontology annotation, biological process: protein ubiquitination; positive regulation of protein catabolic process; intracellular signal transduction.
AAUCUAUUUUUGGUGACAACAGCUGUUCGGACAGCACGCGUUUAAGAAGACAUCUCCAGGUCUUCAUUUACUCUGUGGUCUGCCUUCGUGAAAUUGAUUGUGCUUGAAAUGAAAAUGUCCAGCGUACUGUCGACUGAGCUGAGUAGUUUCAUAGUCGACACCGAGGAUGGACAGUACGACGAUUCUCUGCACCAGGCAGCGUGGCGUGGAGAUGUGGAGCAGCUGAGGCGGCUCCUGGCUCGGGGUGUUAGCGAUAUCGACGCGCAACUUCGACCAUUCCACGCGGCCCCGCUGAGGCUGGCGGCCAUGAAUCGCCAUGCGGAUUGCGUAGCGCUGCUGUUGGAGCACGGCUCGUCGGUCGACAUUGUGGACCGGAAGGGACAGACUCCUUUGUUCUGCGCUGUGAAGAACUGGGACACGGAGAGCUGCAUUGUUUUGCUGCAGGCAGGGGCUUCACCUGAUGGUGACCGACGGAAUUUGUCCACACCUUUGCACAUCGCCUGUCAGGAUGGAUAUUCUGUCGGCGUGAAGCUGCUACUAGACUUCGGGGCCCAGACUGAGUGUGCCUAUACAACCCCCCACUGGACGCAUCCCCUCCAUUUGGCUGCCACCUAUGGACACCUCAGUUGCUUCAUUCUUAUGCUAGAGGCUGGAGCAGAUGUCACGCGUGCUGGCCAUAUUUUGCACGUCAUAUGCACAAAAAAGUGUGAUCCACUGUUUGUGCACCUGUGGGUGCAAUUUGGUGGCAACCUGUGGGACAGGAACCACAAACAAGAGCUGGCCACCGAUCUUCUUGACAACUGCCAUAAAGACCUUCUCAAAGAACUCAUGGAAAAUCCGUUAUCAUUGGAGUCAAUUUGCAGACUGAAAAUUCGGAAGCUUAUGGGCCGCAGACGUCUGCCUCUGAUACACACAUUAGAUGUCCCUCAAGUUCUGAGGAACUUCCUCAUGUACAGAGACAUCCCUGAAGUGAACCUGUGUAUAACAACCCUAAAUUUGGAAUUGAGGAGGUCCAUAUGAAGAUGACAAAAUGAAUUCACUUGUGUGAUAAAUAACACUGAAAAUACCAUUGGAAGACAAAGUAAAUUCGUUUUAAUUCUGAUUAAACCAUUGAUUUCUCUUUUAAAAAUCGGGAACAUUGUUACACAAUUAGUGUGUUAACAAGUAAUCUUGACUAACUUGCAUUUUAUGUGAUUUUGCUAUUUGAAAUAUAAUGAGAUAUGAAGACAU